Linum tenue is the source of this 232-nucleotide messenger RNA. NCBI's taxonomy places the organism in Eukaryota, Viridiplantae, Streptophyta, Magnoliopsida, Malpighiales, Linaceae. The record is from the annotation of a GenBank genome assembly.
CAGACGUACAAGAUAAACGGGGAGAAGGCGGUGCAUUUGCAUCCUCGGCCGGUGCAAAAAGAUGCAAAGCCAUCAACUAAGGCCAAAUUUGGAGCAGCUUGUGUCGUUUGUCGAAGAUACCUACAGGAUUUGCCUAAUCGCUACUGCUCCAUUGCCUUUGUCAGCAGCAGGAGGAACAUCUUGUAUACUAGAAGCUAUAACGGAACCGUCGUUGUUAGAGGAAAAAAUCCCA